Messenger RNA from Mytilinidion resinicola, 1259 nucleotides. RefSeq lists its product as uncharacterized. The transcript has 4 exons. The coding region runs from base 264 to 950 and encodes 228 amino acids. NCBI's taxonomy places the organism in Eukaryota, Fungi, Ascomycota, Dothideomycetes, Mytilinidiales, Mytilinidiaceae. The record is from RefSeq and is a predicted model, not a curated record.
CAUCUCCACUCAAGAAAAGAUGGCGGACACACCAGCUGAAGACAGCGACGACAGCGAUGAGUCCGACUCCGAUUCAGAGACCGAAUCGCCACCAACGGAGUUCACCAUCGUGAUGGACACCGUCGUUAACUGGGAAAGUGCCAUUCCAGAGGAGUUGCUAACCAUCAAGCCGGCCGGCUCUGGGAGCUUUGCAGCCAACCAAGAAAAUCCCAGCGAGCCUAAAGGCUCAAAUCUGCGUGGUCAAGGUUCACAGUGCUACGACGAUGGUCGAGCGCGCCUGGACGGAGGCGGUAAUUCUCCGAUACCUCCAGCAGUCAGACGGCUUUCCCGGUAGAAGUAUCAGCAAGCUACUCGGGGCAAACGUUCCACCGGCUGGGCUUUCAUCAAUUACAAUGGAAGCAGCCAUAGGACCAACGCUAGACAGCUUUUGGGACUCAUAUUUGGGACGGCCCAGUGGUUACUGGAUGCCCAAGGAAUUCGUAUGGCACGUUUUCCUGCAGCUUGGAGAGGCCAUACGCUUCAUCCAUAGCAUGAAGGACUUCCCAGGACUGCCCAACGUCGUUCUGAUCGACUUUGGGCAAGCCAACCACUACGAGACCGAGGCCCAAAACCCAUUCCGGACUAGGCCCCAAACGGCGGCAGACGAGAUAGCGAUGCUCAUCGAAGACGACAACGGUGCCUUCUUUCAGAUUGUGCAUACUCUGUCCAUGAGCAUUGUUGACAAAGAGGAAUCUUGGGAUUGGCGGGGCUUCACCGACCUUCUCAAAGGCUCGUUGGAGGAGAUGUUUAGUUGGUAUGAGGCUCCAGCAAUAGCUGAACGCGCCAAAAUGUCCCAGAAAGCAAAGGAGAACAUCAUAAGGCAUCUCUCCGAUGUUAGCGUCGUUCGUUCUGUCGGACUCAGCGACGAUGAGAUCCGCAACGCCAUUGUCGCUGAAUCGGAGAAGAUGUAAACGGGCCUCUUGCGACCUUGACAUCGCAUGAACUUGGGUUCGUAUAUGCUAGAAGUGCCUUAAAUAGGUGCGUAGGUGCGCAAAAUAGUAAUAGACUUCAUAUUAAAUGCGAUGUAAUGUAAAUUGCAACCGUAUUGGGUACCUAAAGUUUCGACCCUUAUCCCUUCCCCUUUUUCAUAUGUCUAAUCUACAACGUCGUAUGACAUUAUGAACUUGACUUCUUGUAGUUUCAUAGUUGGUAGGCGGCAACAGCACCUUCAAGACACGAUGGUAACGUGCUUCACGCAAAAGCCCUACAUGUGCUAGACG